Messenger RNA from Aspergillus glaucus CBS 516.65, 1266 nucleotides. RefSeq lists its product as uncharacterized. NCBI's taxonomy places the organism in Eukaryota, Fungi, Ascomycota, Eurotiomycetes, Eurotiales, Aspergillaceae. Gene Ontology annotation, molecular function: DNA-binding transcription factor activity; transcription cis-regulatory region binding. The record is from RefSeq and is a predicted model, not a curated record. Gene Ontology annotation, cellular component: nucleus. Gene Ontology annotation, biological process: positive regulation of transcription by RNA polymerase II. The coding region runs from base 1 to 1266 and encodes 421 amino acids. The transcript has 5 exons.
AUGCCGCGACCUCCAUUAAAAAACCGCGAUGGAUGCCGCCCAGUGUGCCUACGCUGCCAACGGAGCUCGAGGGAGUGCCAGUGGAGACACAGUGAAUGCCCAGGUCAAACUUCGAGGUCACCUGUAGUAGAGGCUCAACCGGACUUCCGAGAUCCCGGAGAAUAUAUAUCCACCACGGACCCGGAACGAGCACUGCAAGAUCCCGGAGUCGCACAGAUCUUUCGAUAUUACAUUGAGAAUCUAGCUAGCUGGUAUGACUUGAACGACAGUAAGCGGCAUUUUGAAGACGUGGUUCCGGUUUGUGCCAGACAGAAUUCUCUUUUAUUGAGCGCCAUCCUGGCAUUUUCUGCUGCGAGUCAGAGCUCCAGUCUUUCCAAUGAUUCCUUAUCGGAAGUGGCGGAUGCGUAUCACUUGGAAAGUGUCCAAACAUUACGGUCUCUUACAGAGAAUAUAAACGAGUUCAGGACUGGGGAAACACUUGCUGCAAUUUGCAUUCUCCGGUCAUAUGAAAUUAUAUCCCAAAAUGCCAGUGCUCAGAAUCACCUCAGAGGCUCAUACUCGUUAAUAGCGAGUGGUCCGAAUGAUUUAGAACCAGGUUUGAUGCGAGCUGGUUUCUGGAACUAUCUUCGGGAAGACAUUACCGUUGCUCUGAUGGAAAAACGUAAUUUGAUGAUAGAAUUGAACGACCAACAACCGCCGCUACUCGACGGUGAAAAUGAUUCUGCCAACUACAUAUCGUACAUAUUAGGCAGAGUGAUCAACCGUUGUCUGCACAAAGACGGCGAACCUCUGGAUCAACACGAAUGGGAUCCAUUGAAGGAGGAGCUUGAUAGUUGGAAGGUCUCGCUUCCCUCGUCUUUCGAGCCCAUCAUUACCCCAGGACUUUGCAGAGAGAGCCGAUUCCCAUUUGCAUGGAACACAUCAAAGUGGCAUACCGCUAGCUUACAGUACUACCACACUGCGAUGACAAUCCUUUGUCUUGCAGAGCCAGUUUCUCACGCGAUGAACACAUUGCAACAUAUCGAGAGGAUGAAGUCAAUCGAAGCCAAGCUGGAAUACCACGCCAUUCAAGUCUGCACGUUGGCAAUAACUAGCAACUCAGCGCCUGUAUGGGUUAACUCUUUUGGGCCAAUAUCCUUCUGCGGGCUUUGGCUUCGACAGCCUGAAAUGCUUGUGGAGCUUACCACUGAGCUGAAAAAAUGGGGAGGGAAAACCGGAUGGCCUGUCUCGAGUAUUGUGAACUCACUAACAAAAGCAUCCGGUUGA